AUGUCAGAAGUCAGCACAGAAACAAACGAUACCAAGAAGGAGGAAACUCCAGUUACUGAAGAAGCUCCUAAAAGCCCAACCAAAGUGGCUGAUCCAACUAGUGCAGAAUCAACAACAUCAACAACAGAUCUAGGUAAAAAAGAAGAAAUAAUCUCAGACUUGGAAGCAACAGCAAUGACUGAUGAGUUUGAAUACUUGAUUAAUGGAGCCACCAAUCCAGCAGGUUCUUCUAAUGGUAGAGUUUCAUUCUUGUCUUCAGAAGAAGAAGAGGAAGAAGCUGCAAUGCAAGCACCUAUUGUCUAUCAAUCAAUGCAACCAUCUAGUUCCACAAUGGAUGAAGAAGACCUCUAUCUUGUCAAGACCACCCUCAAGUCAGACUAUGAUGAGGAAUCUUUGAAAUUCGAACAUGAAUACUUCCCUAAGGAUAUUAUUCACAACUUUGCAAUUACCUUGUGGAGAAUGCCAAUCAAGACUAUCAAACAUAUUGCUAGUAAGAAUAAUGUUACCAUUUCCGAUCCAAAAUUAAAGAAGGGAAAGAGACUCACAGAAGACCACAAGAAGGAAUUCUUGAUUUUUGAAAUUGGAAAGAAGGUUGUUAGUGUUGGUGUCAAACAUUUCCUCACUGAAUUGGAUAGAGAAGAUAUGAGAUUUGCUCUCAAGGAUUUAAUAAGCAACGAGACUGCUAUGGAUAUUGUUGAAAAUGCAAAGCAACAAAAGGACAUUGAUGAAGAACAUUUAUUGAGUGCUAAAAACAUCCAUCUCUUUAAGAAAUCUGAUUUGAGAUUUAACUUUAAAUUGAUUUUCGAAAAGAUGGGUGCUGAAGAAUUGUUAGAUGCUCUCACUGAUGCCACACUCAUUCUCUUCUUGCAAGCUUUGGAAAUUAAUGAAGUUGACACUACUCACUCUAACUUGGUUGAUGCCAUCUUGGAAGAAGUCUUCUUGUAUGGUGCAAAGGAAGUUUUGGCCAAGUGUAAAAAGUCAAUUCUCAGAGAAGCUGCUGAAGCUGCUCAAUAUGAACAAAAGAAACAAGUCUUUGAUGCAUCACCAACUAAGGAAAUGCUUUCUGAAGUUAUUCUCGUUGAUGAAUUCCCUCAUGUUGCUGAGGAUUUAAUGUCAAGACUCAAGAAGAAGAAGCCACACUUGUUCGAUGAUUCUAGCAAUAUUAAACCAAAGAAGAGAUCAUACACUGAAGCUGCUGCUAGUGUUGUUGCCUCUUCCUUGACUGAAGAUGAUGAAUUUGAUGAUCAUUCUGAUAUUGAUGGAGUCAAUUCUCCAAACUCUAAGAACCACAAGAAACGUGGAAGAAAACGCGUCAUUAAUACUGAAGGAGAAAGACCACAAAUUGAUCGUGGCAUUACUUAUAAUGAUCUCAAGGACAAGUAUUUGGUACAAGAAUUAAUCUCCUUUGCUCAAUCUAAGGGAAUCAAAUACGUGGGUGUAAAGAAGACAGACCUCUGUAACAGUAUCAUUAAGUAUUUGAAUGGUGAAUUGGUUCCUUCCUUGAAGAAGAGGGGAAGAGGUCGUCCACCAAAGAAGAGAAAGGAAAAUCCAGAAGAUGGUGAUGAUCACGAUGAUGAUGACACUAUGGAAGAAGGUCACGAAGUUGCUGAUUCUAUGGAAGGUGAAGAGUAAAAUAUUUUGUAUUGUAAAUAGUAAUAAAACCAAUUGACUUAUG
Messenger RNA from Naegleria gruberi, 1675 nucleotides. RefSeq lists its product as uncharacterized. NCBI's taxonomy places the organism in Eukaryota, Heterolobosea, Eutetramitea, Acrasida, Naegleriidae. Bases 1 to 1632 code for a protein of 543 amino acids. The transcript has a single exon. The record is from RefSeq and is a predicted model, not a curated record.